Messenger RNA from Trifolium pratense (red clover), 885 nucleotides. RefSeq names its product transcriptional corepressor LEUNIG-like. The record is from RefSeq and is a predicted model, not a curated record. Bases 1 to 885 code for a protein of 294 amino acids. The transcript has 6 exons. NCBI's taxonomy places the organism in Eukaryota, Viridiplantae, Streptophyta, Magnoliopsida, Fabales, Fabaceae. Gene Ontology annotation, molecular function: transcription corepressor activity; protein binding.
AUGCAGACACAGUCUUAUAUUGAUAUUGUGACAAUGCAGACACAGUCUAAGGGUUCACAUGAAUACAAUGACUUAUAUAAAAAUGAAUUUCAUGCAGGUGGAAGCCAAGUGAGAUUUCAGCCUGGACAUGGGAAGCUUUUGGCAGUUGCUAAUAAAAAUGUUAUCAACAUAAUUAGUGUUAAGACUUUUAAUCUUCUGAAAAUUCUUCAGGGACAUGUCAAUGAUAUUUGUUCCAUAUGUUGGGAUAGCCGUGGACAAUGGAUUGCCUCUGCCAGCGAAGAUGAAGUAUGUAUUUGGUCGCUUAUGAUGGACGGAGAAUGCUUAUAUCAGUAUUCAGCAACAGGGAAGAAGUUUAAGUGCAUCAUAUUCCAUCCUCGAUACCGUAACGUCUUAGUUAUUGGUAGUUUACAGUGCAUGGAAUUGUUGAUUUUUGAAGUUGGGCAAGUACUUAAUAAACGUAUCUCUGAUUUACCAACUACUGGACUAGCAGAUUGUAUGCAAAAUGGAUUAAUUGCAUCAACUACAACUAGCAAUGAUUCUGUGCUUUUCAUUUGCAAUGUGGAAACAAAUCGUUCUUUAACUACAUCCGAAUCACAUUCAUUGUCCAUCUUCGAAGUUAGAUUUCAACCAGGGUCAACUAUAUUUGCAACAUCUUCUUAUGCUAACACAGUAAAAUUAUGGAAUGCAGAAAGACAUGAGAGAUCAGUGUUCGAAUUUGUUGGACAUAAUGAGAGAGGCAUGGAAUUGUUAGUUAUUGAUGUUGGAGGAUUACUUAUAAAACAUGUCCCUGGUUUACCAACUACUGGACUAGCAGCUUGUAUGCAAAAUGAAUUCAUUGCAUCAACUACAUCUGGCAUUGAUUCUAUGGUGAACAUAUGGAAAUGA